CGAGUUACGCUGGACAAGAAGGCCAAGGGUAUAAGCUUGGGUUCUAGGUUGCGUAAAAGUGACCUUUGGGGCGUUCAACCAAGUUCUGGAGAGGCUGUAAACAGCCUUUCCAAUGACUUUUGCUCCCAAUCCUCGUCCAGGCAGGGCCGGCGUCGCGCUCGGCCACAGACCCAAGCUCGAAGCUUUGAAGACCGGUCAGGCUGUCGCGACCCCCCCGUCCCGCAAAUAAAAAGCCGCCGCUUUUCUUUCAAGCACCGGCACCCGUGAAGCCCGCAGGGCGCCCCGGGGAGACCUCGCGGCGGCUGCACAGCCAGCAGAUGUCAGCCUCGGAGAGCCGCUCGGCGCUCGUCCGGGCCGGCGGCCGGCAGGCGAUGCCUCCCCCCAUAACGGCUUCAACCGCCUCCUGCCAGGUCCCCGCCCCGGCCGCAACUCGCGUCCCAAAGGUUUCGCACUCACUGGAAAGUGGGGCCGGGGCCUGGGCCCGGGCCGGAGCCGGCCCCGGGAAUGCGGCGGGUCUCCCAGGGUUUCGGGGGCGGCGGCGGCUGGGACGCCAUCUCUCCGCCUGCUCCGUCCGCUACGGCUCAGGGCCGCGACUGCGCCGGCUAGGCGAAGGCUCGCCUCGUUUGCCAGGCGCGACGGGAAGAGCGCCGAGCCCUCCACCCCGCCCACGCCUGACGUCAGGCCAAGGAUUGUGUUAUAAUUAUUCAGUAUGUUUCCACUGAGUGAGGAAAACAAGCAUGUGGCCCAGCUGUUGUUUAGUUCUGGUACCUGUCCAAGAUGUAUCUUCAGAUUGUGUGGUGUGGAUCUUCAUGCACCUUACAGACGCCCAUCCAAGGAGUUGUUCAAUGAUCUACAGAAAUUUCUAGAAACUGAAAAAGAUGAAUUAAUUGUGGAAGUUCCAAACCCACCAUUGAAGAAAAUUCGUCUUCAAGAAGACGGAAUGGAUAAUUUGAGUGGAAAUGGAGAGGAGGGGAUCUCUGCCACGGAAGAGGAAAGCAUUGCCUCCGAGCCUUCAAAUUUGAGUGUGUGCAAUGUUUGCUUAGGAAUUCUUCAAGAGUUCUGUGAGAAAGAGUUUAUUAUAAAGGUGUGCCAAAAGGUUGAAGCCUCUGGGUUUGAAUUCACCAGUGUGGUUUUAUCGGUUUCCUUCCCACCACAGCUGUCUGUGAGAGAGCAUGCUGCAUGGUUGCUGGUUAAACAGGAAGUGGGGAAGCAGAGUCUGUCUAUGGGAAGAAACGAUGUGGUUCAGCUAAAAGAAGCCUUCAAAUGGAUAACUCACCCCCUGUUCUCAGAGGAACUUGGAGUUCCCAUUGAUGGGAAGAGCUUGUUUGAAGUGAGCGUGGUCUUUGCUCAUCCAGAAACAGCUGAGGAUUGCCACUUCCUAGGUGAAGUUUGCCCAGAUUGUUUCAAACCAGCCAAAAACAAACAGUCAGUGUUCACCAGAAUGGCGGUUUUGAAAGCUUUGAAUAAGAUAAAAGAAGACGAUUUCCUCGAGCAAUUCCCUUGUCCUCCAAACUCACCAAAGACCGUGUGCACUGUCCUUGGAAUAGAGUGUACUCAUGGUGCUGUUUUUGUUGCUGGCAGAUACAAUAAAUACUCCAGGAAUCUACCACAAACUCCUUGGAUAAUUGAUGGAGAAAGGAAAAUGGAAUCUUCGGUAGAAGAAUUAAUUUCAGAUCAUCUCUUGGCAGUAUUCAAAGCAGAGAGUUUUAAUUUCUCAUCCUCUGGAAGAGAAGAUGUAGAUGUGAGAACUUUAGGAAAUGGAAGACCCUUCGCAGUGGAGCUGCUCAACCCUCACAGAGUGCAUUUCACUUCACAAGAAGUCAGGGAGCUCCAGCAGAAGAUUAAUAAGUCAUCUGACAAAAUCCAAGUACGUGACUUGCAGCUUGUCACCAGAGAGGCAAUCGGGUAUAUGAAGGAAGGUGAGGAGGGUAAGACCAAGACCUACAGUGCCUUGAUUUGGACGAAUAAAGUCAUACAGAAGAAAGACAUUGGAUUCCUAAAUGACCUAAAGGACUUAAAGAUCGACCAGAAAACACCUCUCCGGGUCCUUCACCGAAGGCCUUUGGCCGUGAGAACUCGGGCCAUUCACUCUAUGGAGACACGCUACCUGGACGAGCAUCAUUUUCGUCUGUAUUUGAAGACCCAAGCUGGAACCUACAUUAAAGAAUUUGUACACGGAGACUUUGGGAGAACCAGGCCGAAUAUUGGCUCUCUGAUGAACGUGACCGCAGACAUUCUUGAGCUAGAUGUGGAGUCUGUAGAUGUUGACUGGCCUCCUGCUUUGGAUGACUAGCUCUCACAUUUCACACCAAGGGUUUUCCUGACAUGAUGCGGACAUACAGGCGGCGUAUCCUGGAAAAUGACUUACCCACCACAACGGUGUCUUUAAAACGACUUAGAUCAUGUUGAUCUGUUUCUAAAGUUCACUGUAACAUCUCAGGAUUUAUAUGUAUGCAUAGUUUGUGUUCUGUUGCUCUGAGUAUGUCCGAUGUUUUCUCAUUCCCUGUUUCAUGACCAUGAAACCAAACUAGGAAUCUAACCCUUUUCCUUUUUAAUUCUGUCACUUAGAGAAGUGUGCAGUGGGAGACACUGGUAAGAGGGGCUGUGACUUCCUCCAGCGAAUUUCCUACAGGAGACACAGUACCUUUAAGGAAUGUGCUAAAGUUUUCAGAUCAUCUGAAUAAACGCUACAACUAGA
Peromyscus eremicus (cactus mouse) is the source of this 2698-nucleotide messenger RNA. It is a transcript of the gene Pus10, whose product is annotated as pseudouridine synthase 10. The record is from RefSeq and is a predicted model, not a curated record. Gene Ontology annotation, biological process: tRNA pseudouridine synthesis. The coding region runs from base 710 to 2293 and encodes 527 amino acids. Gene Ontology annotation, molecular function: pseudouridine synthase activity; RNA binding. The transcript is spliced from 18 exons. NCBI's taxonomy places the organism in Eukaryota, Metazoa, Chordata, Mammalia, Rodentia, Cricetidae.